AUGUCGGCCUCGUUCCCGCUGAGGCGGCGGAGAGCGGGAGCCGGGCCUGACCCACCGGGAGGCGUCUCCUCGCCGCCCCGUCAGCCGGCCUUGCCGCUCCCGGCCCCCGGCCCGGAGCUCAGGAGAUGUGGCCCUUGUUUAAGGAUAGCCCCAGCUUUCAAUGCUCUGAGUAACAAAUAUCCCCAGGCAACUUUUUUGGAAGUAGAUGUACAUCAGUGCCAGGGAACAGCUGCUACCAAUAAUAUAUCAGCAACACCAACGUUUCUGUUUUUCCGAAACAAAGUGCGAAUUGACCAAUAUCAAGGAGCAGAUGCUGUAGGUUUAGAAGAAAAAAUUAAACAGCACCUGGAGAAUGAUCCUGGAAACAGCGAAGAUACAGAUAUCCCAAAAGGAUAUAUGGAUUUAAUGCCAUUUAUCAAUAAAGCCGGCUGUGAAUGUCUUAAUGAGAGUGAUGAGCACGGAUUUGAUAAUUGUUUACGUAAAGACUCUACAUACUUGGAAUCAGACUGUGACGAGCAGCUGCUUAUUACUGUAGCUUUUAGUCAACCUGUCAAGCUUUAUUCUAUGAAACUUCAGGGGCCAGAUAAUGGGCAAGGUCCAAAGUACAUAAAAAUCUUUAUCAACCUUCCUCGAUCUAUGGAUUUUGAAGAAGCAGAAAGAAGCGAGCCAACUCAAGCCCUGGAGCUGACACCAGACGAUAUUAAAGAAGAUGGUAUUGUCCAGCUUCGCUAUGUAAAAUUUCAGAAUGUUAACAGCGUAACUUUGUUUGUCCAAUCCAAUCAUGGUGAUGAAGAGACAACAAGAAUUACGUACUUCACAUUUAUUGGAACUCCAGUCCAAGCAACAAAUAUGAAUGACUUCAAGCGAGUAGUUGGCAAAAAAGGAGAGAGCCACUAGGACGCAGAAGACACUGGAAGGCCUUAUCGCAAUCACAGAUCUUCACUUUUAUCUACAACUCCUGGAUAAUUGCUUGACCAUAACCAGAGACUGUCAAUCUGUUUCAUUUAAUGCCAUUACCAAUAAAUCAUUGCUUU
This is a messenger RNA of Charadrius vociferus (killdeer), 1034 nucleotides long. RefSeq names its product thioredoxin-like 1 (gene TXNL1). Bases 1 to 897 code for a protein of 298 amino acids. NCBI's taxonomy places the organism in Eukaryota, Metazoa, Chordata, Aves, Charadriiformes, Charadriidae. The transcript has 8 exons. The record is from RefSeq and is a predicted model, not a curated record.